This is a messenger RNA of Amphibalanus amphitrite, 5709 nucleotides long. RefSeq names its product regulator of G-protein signaling 9-like. Lineage: Eukaryota; Metazoa; Arthropoda; Thecostraca; Balanomorpha; Balanidae. The record is from RefSeq and is a predicted model, not a curated record. The annotation marks the transcript as partial. Gene Ontology annotation, biological process: regulation of G protein-coupled receptor signaling pathway; G protein-coupled receptor signaling pathway. The transcript is spliced from 14 exons.
CCGAGGCACUCCAUCUGGCCUCCCUUCUCUGUCAGCACGGCUACUUCUUUCCUGUCGGCGACGCCAAGACGCUCCAGGUCAAAGAUGAUUCUUCUCUCUACCGUUUCCAGACUCCAUACUAUUGGCCCUCUCGAAAUCACGUGCCGGACUCCACCGAUUACGCCAUAUACCUCCACAAGAAGAUCGCCAAAAACAAACAGAAACACGGACUCGAGGACUGUGAACUGGAAGGGUACCAUCAGCUCAAAAAGACUCUUGCUUCAAAAUGGGACUUUGUUGCGAUGCAGGCAGACGAACAGCUCAAAAUGGCCAAGGACCGCAAGAAAGGCGACAAGAUCGUAUCAGAGAGCCAGGAGCGGGCCUACUGGAGGGUGUACCGGCCUCCUCCAGGCUUCACCAACGCCCUGGAGAUGCCUCCCGUGCCGGACAGAAGCCGACACCAGUCGAGUCGGGCACCCACCGUGGCCACGCUGAAGAGAGAUCUGAGCUUUCUGAAGAUGACGCUCGGACGUCUGCGUAUGAAGAUCUCCCAGGUGGCGGAAAGCAUGCUGUCCCAUCACGACACCUAUCUGGAGCUGGACCCGUUUCUUUCGCCCGUCCAGCCGAGCAACCCGUGGCUCACGGACGAUCCGACGUUCAUGGAACUCAACGAGCCGCUCGUGGAAUUCCCCACGGAGCGCCGCGUGCGCCGCUGGGCCAUCAGCAUGGAAGAGACGGUGUCGGACCCCACUGGCCUUCACGAGUUUACCUCCUGCAUGCGGAAGGAGUUCAGCCACGAGAACAUCCGCUUCUGGAGCGCCGUCCAUCAGCUGAAGAAGAUGCCUCUCAGUCAGGUGCCCGACGAGGUCCGCCACAUCUACGACGAGUUUCUGCGGCCGGGGGCACCAUGUGAGAUCAACAUCGACGGAAAAACAAUGGAGCGCACUCAAGAACUUUUGAAAAAUCCCACACGUUUCACGUACGACUACGCAGCUGACCACAUCUUCGACCUUCUUCUGAAAAAGGACUGCUAUCCAAGAUUUUUGCGCUCGGAGCACUACAAAAACCUGCUGACAAACGCAACAAAUCCCACGUCAAAGAAAAGUUCCACAAGCUCCACAAAGAAAUUCUUUACAUUUGGGGCUCCCGGCAAGAAGAAAAUCUCGUCUGUCACGCCACCAAACAUCAGCCAAUUGGUGGCCAGCUCUGGUCGUCUGAGCAGCGAGGACCAAUCAGCGGUCGCUUCCACUGGAGGGGGCGGAGCCAAGCCGGACUGUGAACCGCCGUACAGGGGUGACUUGCAAAGUCGAGAACGGCCAAGGCCGACCGUUCCUGUGCUGAAGGAGGAGGACGCCGGCAUCUUUCUGGGGGCGCCGGCCACCCCGCCUCCCUCAGCAAGACCGGCUCCCGGGCUCAGUCCUUCCCCAAGUCCUUGUCCAGCACGUCCGAGCUCUGAGCCGCCUCCGAGUACCGGUGCCAGCGGCUCCACGGCUCUGGUGCCAGCCUCGGCCCCCGCCUCUGCGGUCGUCCCUGGCGCCCCUUCAGCUCCCUCGUCUGGAGCAACAUCAGGUGCUGCUGCUUCGCCUGCGGGAGUCGCUUCCGCUUCCGCAUCCUCUUCGCCGUCGCCUGGGGCGACAGCUGCGUCCUUUGCAUUCGCUUCUGCUUCAUCUACCGCUGUGGCUACGCCACCGGCACCAUCUUCAACCAGUGCUUCUGCACCUCCGUCUGGUGCCGGUUCAAGUGCGUCAGGCAACACUCCCGGUUCCUCAGUCCUUCCCAAAGCUUCGGAGCAGUCCUUUCUAGCCUCCUCCUCUCCAAAGAAUAUCGUACAGGGUCCCGGUGGUUCCACGACCACGUCAACGGUGCCGGGUGGUAGUGGCACUUCGGCAACUGCAGCACAAGGGUCAGCAGCAACUGCAGCUGCUUCAGGGCUGGCAAGCUCUUCGCCAGCGGCAGGUACCCCGGCAGAAAAAGCUGGCUCCCCGGGGCUGGCAUCUGGAGCCAAAAGCGGAGCAGAGGGUGCGGCAAAAGAGCAAGCUUCAGUCGCAGGUCCUUCACCAACCUCGGGGGGAUCGUUGAAAGGAGGAGCUUUAGCUGGAGCUGCUUUCUUUCCUGAGGGUGCUGAAUGUUCGGCAGUGGCGCCUCUGGAGCUCGUGCCAGGAAGGCCUUCCUCAUCUGGGGCGCAGGUGGAACGAAAACACAGCCGAGCGAAGGGCGAAGAGGCAACAUUGCUGCCUGGGGAUGCCGCGAGCCUGCCAGCUUCAGCAGCGGAGGAAGGCGCUUCCGGAAGAGAAACGAAGGAUGGCGAAUACAUUGUGGAAGUAAAAGAUGCUGCCGUUGGAACAUCGCCCACCACUGCUGAGUAUCAGGUGGCAGCUGCGGUCGUCGGCCCUGCGCUCUGCCCUCCACCUCCAGUGGUCUCCGGCGACGUCCCUGCUGCCUGGACCCCCGCCAUCGCGCCUCCGGCCAUGUUCCAGGAUAUGACCGCACCGCUAGCCACCAUCGACGAGCGCGACGAGCCCACGCCCCCUCCUCCACCUCUGCCUCAGUCACCGCCGUCGGCGACAACAGGAUCUCCAGCGUCCGCUUCCCACCUGGCGCCGGAGGGAGCUGUCGGUUUGGGGUCAGCAUCCGCAUCAGGCGCUGUUGGUGGUGCGACAAAAUCAGGCUCAGCGUCUGGCGGUCCAUUCCACACGGAGAUCGUUACGCUGACAGAUCGCUGCGCGCAAACUGUGGAGACGGGCGAUAGCGUCGACUAUGGCUCCACUACGGACAAACAGUGCGAGGCCAACCUUCCGCGGGAACGAGGCACGCGACGCAAGGAGAAGAAAGUCAAAAUCUUCGAGGGGCAGCCUCCGGGCGCCGCAGUGGCAGGGCCAUCAGGUUUGGGUGCUGGUGCUGAGGCAGCGACUUCCGAAGAUGCUGCAAGGAGAAGGUCACGAAGCGCUUCCGCCGACGCGAAACGCGAGAGGAAGGAGUCACGUGCGAGGCGCGAGCCGCGGAAGAAAUCCUCCAGCGAGAGGAGGAGAGCGCGGCUUGAGGAGAGCGAGCUGGCGGAGGGCACCUCGAGGCAGGGGGUUUCGCCGAAGCGGGGCGACGUGGUGGCACCCGCGUCUGGUGAGCCACCGCCGCAGAAGCUCGACGAAAGCAGCGUCUGUCCCUGGGAGAACGACAACCCGGAACCGACUCGUCGCGUGGUGGUUCGAUGGCUGAACAUUCAGACGGACCUGUAGAAACUUGUCGGCUUGACGCACCCUUCGUGAAGACGUACGCCACAUUGGGAUAUUUGUAGCGCCACAGACGACGUGCUCUUCGACUCUCCUUCUGCGGGGCCUGCGCGAACGGACGUCCUCCCGCACUCUCGCUCCUCUCGCGCUCUGUCCUCUUUCUCUGCGCGCAGUGCAGUGAAUUACGCUCGGGUCGUGGACAGCCGCCGCAGCAAGGGCUGGCGAUGCCGCAGAUAUAUGACGUCAUUGGGAAAAUCAGGCGGGACGAUAACACGUUGCAACCUAUCCUGGGAGCAAGUCUCAAACAUCAAAGCCGCUAGAACAAGGCUGCGAAUCUAACAGCGAUCAGGCGAGAAAUAUGAGAAAGCUGGCUUGUCGAUACAACCAACAAAACGCACAAAAGAGUGACCUGACAAAAGCAUGAGUCACUUCCCGCUGACACUGCGAAAGAUGACACUCACCAACAUCUGGAGAGAGUGGCACUGUCUGACACUGCGAGACACCACAUGCGAACCGAAAUCAUCACACUCGCACCGCGGUUGGGUCUAAUUUGAGGGGAAAUCGCCGUUCGGCACCGCCCGCCGUCCACCGACUUACAUGAGCCCACUGAAUACAAGUCGACCUGUGGGCGGUAGCCGGCGGCGAGAGGACACUAGCGUUCUCGACUAGCGGCGCGACCCUUUCGGCGUUUGACCGGGACCGUCUGCCCACGGUCCCCGCCAGCGCUGGAGCGUUGCUCCGCCAGUCGCGAUCGGUUUGAAGAUGAGCUAGUUGGUAAGUGGGGGUGCCGCGGCGCCGGGGCUCGUCGCCGACCACCGAAGGGACGCCGGACAUCGUGGGAUGGUUGGCGACGGGCGCGGGGGUCGUGUCACACUCAGUUGGCUAGGUGAGAAGCUCAGGACGGCUACCGAGGGAGGAAAGGGGUGGUAAAUGGAGAAGGGGACUGCCGCGGUGUGAUGGGGUGCUGAGAAGUAUAGAAAAGUAUUGGUACCGACGAGUACCAGUACCAAGUACAGGAGUCCAGUGUCAGGUACGCCAGUGUCACCAAGGCAUCAGGAACAAUGUCAGAUGGACGCCCAGCGUUCUGAGAGUGCAGCGAAAAAGUGAGAGCGACCAACGAGAUCACUCGUGCGUUAGUGAGAACUGGAUGAAAAUCCCUGUGCUAAACAUACACUCAAGCGCAAGAGGCACAAACAUACCAUGCACAAACGUGCACCAAGUGCACAGUCAUUGAUCGCACACUUGCUAGCGACACGAAUUACUCAACUACAGCCGUUCUCAGCACAAAACCAGCGCUAUCAGCUGACUAGAUUUGGCCCUUCCAGUGGUGUGCCGCCUUUCCCGAUGACGUCAUAUUUUUGUGGCUCCGUCUGACCCGGACGGUAUGGACGGCGCGAUGUGGUGAAUGCCGACACACACAGAACAGGGAGUUCUACUGAGGCCGUGUGUGCGCCGGACAGGCUGCAUACCGGCCUCUCAGACCCCCCAGAGCCGUGCUAUUGUGUAUCUAGAGAGCAGGGACCACUUCCCGUGAUCUGUCGAAAUUUGUGCGCUGCUUUUUCGGUGACCGCGCGCGUCAGUGGCCGAUGAGUGCUAAGAGGCUACACUCAGAGAUGUUUGUCAAAAUAGUUUGUGACGCGAUGAGGCUCUCACACGUCAGCACUCUGCUUUGAUACGGUGUGAGCUGUGAGAUAGAGGGUCUGUUUGAAUCGCUGAAAUGUUUUAUCCCGCACGCCGCUUUGCUUUGUCUGGGCGCCUGGCGGCUAUAGAUUGCACUACUAGUUCCCGCGUUUGCCGCUAGGGUGACGCGGUCGCUCAGCCGUGCUGCCGUUCCUGUGAGCGGUGCACACCGCGACACCGACCGGUGUGUUAUUGCCGUACGAACUCACGGCUCUCUAGCGAUGGACAGAGUGGAUGUUUGAGAGAGCUCGCCGGUCUGGUGAUUCUCGUGGGUGUCUCGGUGACUGUUGGCCCCGCUCCAUCCCGCUUCUCCCAAUUCUCGAUGCCGAAUCCGGUCGCAAAGCGUCGCAGCUGCCGUUACCAUCGCGAGAACAGAGGCCGCUGCCGUCGCCUCAGUGCAGUGGCGCUUCCACACCAGGCUCCAGCCGGCCGCGACCGGAGGAAAACUUCAGUCUUCAGAAACAUGCUUCUCUUCGGCCACAGUGAACAAUAACUGUUGGGAAUGAGAGCCAACCGUGUGUGUUUCACCGACCCGUCGCCAGCCACGAACAACUCGGCCACUGAGCCUCCACAACAACAAUGCUCUCGGCGGAUAAACGGCCCACAUGUGUGCGUUCGGCUCGACGCUGGGGCCGUGAGAGUAAGCUCCAAAGUGAGAUGUGAGCUCCCAGGGACCGGUCCACAGUAGAGAUGCCAGUUACCGCGGCUGGCCCACCUGUCAGGCAGGACCAAUGUGCGCGCUAGAAUUAACGUAUUGUAUAACGGUAGAAUCGAGAGUGCUCUCGAGUUUGUUCGAUAUCAAAGUAAUACGAAUAAUAAUCCA